Amoebophrya sp. A120 is the source of this 1002-nucleotide messenger RNA. The record is from the annotation of a GenBank genome assembly. Lineage: Eukaryota; Dinophyceae; Syndiniales; Amoebophryaceae.
ACCAGCUGGUCGUGCUAGAUUCGACAAGAGAAGCGGUGGAGUGACAUCUGUAAUCAUACAUAAUCCACCUUUUGGAUCGUUGACGCAGCUUCCAAGCUACUUCGCAAUCGUAAUCGUAAUGCCAACCUUUUACAUCAGUGUGGCCGUGUCGCUCGCACAGCUUUGAUGUAGAUUAAGUUGGAAGGUUGAAGCUGAUUGAAGUUAUUCGCGAAAGAGAAACACGAUGUCUUCCGCAAAUGCAGACGGAGAGAAAAUUCGGGGUAUACGCACCCAGCAGCCCUACACCGGAAUCUGGGAAGGCCGGGCGGGAAAAGAGACCAGCGCGAAAAGCCCAGCAGAGACAACAGAUCAGCCGAAGGGGUAAUUUUUACUUUGUGGGUCAAGCAAAGCGUGCUCGUUUGCGAUUUUGUUCUCGAGGCAUUUUAUUUUCGCUCUUUCGGUCCCGAUGCUUUGGCUAGCGUUCGCUCCGUGAGUCGCCCACAACGCAAACAGGUUUCGCUCUGCUACGCUUGGCGCAGUGGAAUAUGGGUCCAGAAUAGGCAAGGCGUCAGGCUGCCGGUAUGUGGGUUUGUUUUCUCGACUCCAAUAAUUUUCCUUGAAUGUGCAUGUACCGCUUCGCAUGUACCGCUUUGGCCACACAAAGCGCUGCAACCAUAACAUCGUCCAAUCGCAAUGAAAACAGGUACGAGACCGUUCCCACUGGGUAUUCGACGCCGUAUCUGCAUGCCGCUCCGUACCCGACCGACAACCAACUUUUUAAAGUUGCAACCGAGCAUUUGGAAUACGGGAAGGCCACCCGGCACUUUCAGCAGAACAAGCCAAAAAAUGAACUGUUGACGAAAAAACCAUUUGCAGACGAACUUUUCGAGAAGUCUAUUCAUCCCAUGUUUCGCCAGGAUGUGGCAAUUGUGAACGGAAAUGAACAACACGACAGCAAACCACCUGCAACAUGAAAGCAAACUUUCAAUCCAACUUGACGCGAUCUCGAGGCAGGACGUACAG